AUGGAAGCUAAUCAGGAAAACCUGUUAACUCCUGAGGACCAGCAUAAUACCAAAAAUAGUGACUCGAAUUGCUUCGAACCCACUUUGAAUAAUUAUGAGGAUAUCUUAGUCCGAUUAAACAGAAUCAACACAUCCUCCAUUAACCAUGGAAAUGGAUUUGAACCCCAGAACAUGCCUCCUUUGAUGAGCGUCACGCCUAUUCAUGAGCAUAAUUUCCUGUUCCCAGAGCCAGAGCCUCUGGCAAAAGGUAAGCUCAGUGAUCUUCCUCUUGACUUCAAAAGAAGAUUGGAGCCCAUAGAGAAAGAGGAAAAGGUCGAGAAAACUAAGGAAUUGACUCCAGGUCCUGACAAAGCCUUCUUCCAUUUCACCUUUAACAACUUUGUUGUGCCAAUCGGAGGCUCAAAGCCUUCAAUUGACCUCAGCGAUAAUUUCGCUGAAAAAUAAGCAUAUUAGUCCUAGAGGAAACAAGGAAGCCAAAGAAGAAAGCAAGGAAGAGGAAAAUAGACCUGAUAACGAUGACAGCCAAGAUACAUAUCCUCUCAAAGGGCAUCAAUAUGAGCUGAAAUUUGAAUACAAUUCUGAAAGCAAACGUUCCAGGAGGCUAAUUAUCUGUAAAUAUGAUGACUGAAAUAAAGAAUUUGCCAAAACUUGAAAUAUAGUAGACCAUUUCAGAAUUCAUACCAAAGAGGACCCUUUCAGGUGUAAAAUCUGAGGAAAGGAGUUUACUCAAAAAGGCAACCUCAAGAAACAUCUUAAGAAGCAUGUCUCUGCAGAAGAUAAGAUCCAGAGUUAUAAAUGUGAGAAAUGUGAGAACAAAUAUUCCUCAGAAUUUAACCUGAAACUACACAUGCGGAAUGAAGGACACUAGACUCUUCUUCUUUGGUCACCCAACGUUCACUCUUUGAAGUUUAAUAUAGUUCAAUA
Moneuplotes crassus is the source of this 924-nucleotide messenger RNA. Lineage: Eukaryota; Ciliophora; Spirotrichea; Euplotida; Euplotidae. The record is from the annotation of a GenBank genome assembly.